This is a messenger RNA of Blepharisma stoltei, 1146 nucleotides long. NCBI's taxonomy places the organism in Eukaryota, Ciliophora, Heterotrichea, Heterotrichida, Blepharismidae. The record is from the annotation of a GenBank genome assembly.
AUGCAAAGUCAUCAUAUUCGUGAUUUCCAAAUUCUCAAAACAAUAGGUAUUUCCCAAUUAGGAACUGGCACUUUUGCAAGAGUAGUAAUAGCUAGAUUAAAAAACCAAAAGCAAGGGACCUACUAUGCAAUUAAAAUGAUAAACAAAGAAGUUUUAGCAAAAUUGAAACAAGUUGAGCAUGCAAAGUGCGAAAAACGGGUGCUCAUGUCUCUUGAUAACCCUUUUAUUCUUAAAGUGUAAAAAAAAUUCAGAUUCAGCUCAUUCCAAGACAAUGCAUGCCUGUAUUUAGUGAUGGAAUAUAUUGCAGGAGGAGAGCUCUUUACGCGUUUAAGAUUAUGACAUCAUUUCCCAAAUGAUGUCGCUUUAUUUUAUGCUACUGAAAUUUUGCUUGCAAUUGAGUAUAGAAUUUCCUAUAGAUGGCGCUGCUUGCCUUUGAUUUGCCCACUGGGGAAAUUUUUUGGUUCCACCAGCACCAUAUGGUUUGGUCAAACCAAAAAAAUUUUCCCAUGGGCAAAAUCAAGGGCAAACAGCGCCAUCUAUGGGAAAUUUCUAUACAUUCACUCGAACAACAUUAUUUACCGAGAUUUAAAGCCUGAAAACCUGCUGAUCGAUCAUACAGGACACAUAAAAAUUGCAGAUUUCGGAUUCUGCAAACAUAUUUCACAAGGAGAAAGGACUUUUACACUAUGCGGAACACCAGAAUACCUAGCACCAGAAAUAAUAAAAUCAAUUGGCCAUUCAAAGCCAGUCGAUUGAUGGGCGUUUGGGAUUUUGGUUUAUGAAAUGCUUGUAGGGCAUCCACCGUUUUUUGAUAAUAAUCCUUAUAAAAUUUACAAAAAAAUCGUAAAAGGAGAGUUUGAAAUGCCAGAAGAGGUUCCACAUGCAGCAGCAAAAUUAAUUUCAAGACUUUUAGUAAUAGAGCAGGAAAAUCGUUUAGGAAGUGUAAGGGGGAGUAUUGAUAUUAAAGCAGCUAAAUGAUUUAGAGGAGUUGACUGAGGAAUGGUUUGCCAAAGAGAAAUUAGGGCACCUUGGAUACCUAACUUAAGCGGGCCUGGGGACACUUCAUCUUUUGCAAAUUAUCCAGAUGACGACACAUUUUUUCAGCCAGCAUCAGCAUCAGUUAAUGAAUUAUUCAGAGAUUUUUAA